UUGCUCUGCUCCCGAGGCCUGGCCAAUGGAACCCGAUCCACCCCGCUGUGCGUAAGCGCGCAAUUAAGGAUUUAACCAAGGCUGUGCUGCGCCUCAGCCAGCAGUCAGCCUGCGGGAGACAGAGCCUCUGCGACUCCCAGCCUCCUCCUCCUCCCCGCCGCCGCAGCCUCCUCCUCUUCCUCCUCCUCCUCCCUCGCUCCCACAGCCAUGUCUGCUUAGACCAGAGCAGCUCCGCAGCCAAUUCAGGCAGCAGCGGCCGCCGCAGCCCAAGGAACAGCCACCGCCAGGGAGCUAUGACAGGGGUGUUUGACAGAAGGGUCCCCAGCAUCCGAUCCGGCGACUUCCAAGCUCCGUUCCCGACGUCUGCCGCCAUGCACCAUCCGUCUCAGGAAUCGCCAACUUUGCCCGAGUCGUCGGCCACCGAUUCUGACUAUUACAGUCCCGCGGGGGCCGCCCCGCACGGCUACUGCUCUCCUACCUCGGCUUCCUACGGCAAAGCGCUCAACCCCUACCAGUACCAGUACCACGGCGUCAACGGCUCCGCCGCCGGCUACCCGGCCAAGACCUACGCCGACUACGGCUACACCAGCCCCUACCACCAGUACGGCGGCGCCUACAACCGCGUCCCGAGCGCCGCCAGCCAGCCAGAGAAAGAAGUGGCGGAGCCAGAGGUGAGGAUGGUGAAUGGUAAACCAAAGAAAGUUCGUAAACCCAGGACUAUUUAUUCCAGCUUUCAGCUGGCCGCGUUACAGAGAAGGUUUCAGAAGACUCAGUACCUCGCCCUGCCAGAACGCGCCGAGUUGGCCGCCUCUCUGGGACUGACGCAAACACAGGUGAAAAUCUGGUUUCAGAACAAAAGAUCCAAGAUCAAGAAGAUCAUGAAAAACGGGGAGAUGCCCCCGGAGCACAGUCCCAGCUCCAGCGACCCUAUGGCGUGUAACUCGCCACAGUCACCAGCGGUGUGGGAGCCCCAGGGCUCCUCCCGCUCUCUCAGCCACCACCCCCAUGCCCACCCUCCGACCUCCAACCAGUCCCCCGCGUCCAGCUACCUGGAGAACUCGGCUUCCUGGUACCCAAGCGCAGCCAGCUCCAUCAAUUCCCACCUGCCUCCGCCGGGCUCCUUGCAGCACCCGCUGGCACUGCCCUCCGGGACGCUCUAUUAGGCGGGCUGCUCUCUCUGGCUCCUUUUGGGGACUACAGUGUUUUGCUGUUUUAGAAAUCAGAAAGAAAGGAAUUCGUGCGGGGAUGUUUGGAGAAUGGAAACAAAAAAGAUUCAUGUGUAAAGCUUUUUUUUUUUUUUUUGCAUGUAAGUUAUUGCAUUUCAAAAGACCCCGCCCCCUUUUUUACGAAAAGAACCUUUUUUUGCGCAACUGUGGACACUAUCAAUGGUGCCUUGAAAUCUAUGACCUCAACUUUUCAAAAGACUUUUUUCAAUGUUAUUUUAACCGUGUAAAUAAGUGUAGAUAGAGGAAUUAAACUGUAUAUUCUGGAUAAAUAAAAUUAUUUCGACCAUGAAAACGGUUCCUUUUUGGCCCCUUGAUAACUGGCUAGUGGGGUUAUAUGCACACUAUUAAGAACAGACAAGUUCUCCAGAAAUCCAACAAUGCAGGAGCUGCGUGGUUACAGAAGUGUGUUUGUGUUGGACUCUGUGUUUUAUGUAUCUGUCUGCACAUGUGGCCUGUUUAUAGUACUGUCAUGUUUGGGGUGUUUUCGCUCCUAACCACAAAACCAUUUAAAUGAUAUUAAAUAUAACUCCCAAUCGUUUCGGGUAGAAAGGGAUAUUGAAAUUAAGUACAUUUCUCCUGCUGCGUGUGAGGAAGAAGGCAGCAGAAAUCCCUGCAUAACCUGGAAUUCUAAGCUUAACGUGAUUCUGGUGGGAAUCCCCUCCCCCACCGGCAUGUGUGUCGCAAUUAGGCAAAUUACGGUCCUUUUGAAAGGAGCUUCCCAAGAUGUGAAAGGAAAAGAAAAGAAAAUCUGCUCCCAUUUCUAUUGUUUUUUUCUAUUAUAUUUCUAUUUUCUAAUAUAUUUUCCAUAUAUUUCUAUUACAUUUUUUUUUCAAAAAUAUGAAAUGUUUGGGGCAUAGUAAGCGAUAGCUUAAGCCUUGGACUCCUAAUGAUUUUAAGUUUGACCAGGUCCUUUCAGUCAAGAAAAUACCAUAGGGAUUGAGAACAAUGGUGACGCCAAAGCAGUAAGGCUAAACAAGGAACAUGGGGUACAGAGCAUUUCUUUAAAAGAAGAAGAAGAAAAAGAAGAAGAGGAGGAGGAAGAAGAAGAGAAGGGGGGUGAGGCCCUGUAUUGAUUUCAUUUCAUGUGAGAUAAUGUUCUUAAUAUAAUUGUCUUUCACCGCCGUUAGUAUUUCAUGGUUCUUUCUGAAGCAGCCCCCAUCCUCCAUCUGCUUUAAUAGAAAGCAGUGGCGACACUAGCUCUACGUCGUAGGAAAUGGGAUGUUUGCUGGGAUUUCUUUGUGCAGCCAUCUUUUAAGGCAGGCAUGUAGGGGUUGCGGCUACCUGGCCCUUGACUUGUCCUUUCCUUACUCCUUUGCAGAUAGAUACCUGGACUGUGCCCAGAACUACAGCCUGGGUCCAGAGCUAUGCCCCCAGGCCUGAACGAUAGGCAUCUUUGUACCUGGCUGUCCUUUAGUCCACCUAAGUCUAUUUCCUUAUGACACCACGGAAAUAUGCAAUGUUGGAAAUUGUUAGAUUUAUGGGAAGUGUUCCACAGCCAGGAAGUCAGACACAAUAAAUGUAACAAAAUGAGCCCUCUUGGGGAGGGAGGAUUAGAAGGUAAAAACUGUAUCCUGUCAUCUGAGGGUGUCAGAGAGGACCCUUCCAGCCGUGAGAACUGAAUAGGCUGUGUGCCCUUGGGCCACUUAACAGUCAGUCUCUGUCUCUACACUCUCUUCCCCUUCCUCCUUUCCCACUAAACUUCUAUCUCUGUUUCUUCUCUUUUCUUUUUGCUUUUCCUUUCUUUCCACAGGUGAUAUCAAGAUCACCAGUUCGGACUUUGGGGGUGGCCAAAGUACACUUCCAGGCAGCCUGGGCUAUUGAACCCUGGGUAAACAGGCAUACACCUCCAAUUUUCCUCCCUGCCCUCACUGUGCUCCAUCUGUGGCCGGUGGUGAUGUUAGGGGAGGCCCCGACCCCAUUUUGCUUAUUGCAAUGACACUGAGUGGACUGGGGAAAAGAGAUGGAGGUGUCUGAUUUUGUUGUUGUUGUUUCUUUGUUUCUUUGUUCCUUUCUCCCUUUCUUUGCAAAGAUUUCGGUGACUUUCCGAUGUCCAUGGUCCUGUCCCCAUCCCGGAAUGUGUGUUUGGACAGGUUAGAGGUGGGGGGAGGGAGCUCACCCACAGCACACCCCUGUAUUUCCCGCCCUCUGGUUUCCCAAGAGUGUGAAAAAUGUGCUUGUAACAAGCUCUUUCCAUUUUGGCACUUGGAGAGGGUGGAUGUCAUCUCCCGGCUCCCGUUCCUGGUGGAAAGGGGUGUGCACUGUUUCUUCACUGCCUCCGACCCCCAGACUCAGCCAAGCCAAGCGGAAGGCAGGGCGGGUCCUGACUCUUCUUCUCAGGGAAAGAGGGAUGCUUUUGAAUCACCACCUUCACCCCAAGCUGGGGGCAUUGCUGG
This is a messenger RNA of Meriones unguiculatus (Mongolian gerbil), 3619 nucleotides long. It is a transcript of the gene Dlx5, whose product is annotated as distal-less homeobox 5. Bases 294 to 1163 code for a protein of 289 amino acids. Gene Ontology annotation, biological process: cell differentiation; embryo development; regulation of transcription by RNA polymerase II. The transcript is spliced from 3 exons. NCBI's taxonomy places the organism in Eukaryota, Metazoa, Chordata, Mammalia, Rodentia, Muridae. The record is from RefSeq and is a predicted model, not a curated record. Gene Ontology annotation, molecular function: RNA polymerase II cis-regulatory region sequence-specific DNA binding; DNA-binding transcription factor activity, RNA polymerase II-specific.